Messenger RNA from Mobula hypostoma (lesser devil ray), 1684 nucleotides. RefSeq lists its product as uncharacterized. Lineage: Eukaryota; Metazoa; Chordata; Chondrichthyes; Myliobatiformes; Myliobatidae. The record is from RefSeq and is a predicted model, not a curated record. The coding region runs from base 575 to 1354 and encodes 259 amino acids. The transcript is spliced from 4 exons.
UACAGUUUGGCACCAGCAGCGACGUAGGACGCCUUAGGGGCUCCAGCUCCGGAUUUUUUUUUCCUCGGAGUUUACUCCCGAAGCUUUCCCCGUGGGUGGGUAUAGCCACAAGGCAGCGAAGGUUUGAGAUCAGAGUUUUCCUUCUAGAUGAGCUGCCAACCACGGCUGAUAAGCCCCACCUGUCCGAAACGAUAACCCGCCUUUGCUCCUUCUCCUGCCGGUAGAAACGGUCCCGCUGGCCUUGGUAGGUAAGCCACGCGUAAAGGCCUGCAGCUGGAACUGGUUGUCAGCGGCUAUUUGAGAAGCAUUUAACAGAUGGAGGGAGCUUGUCCUACGUCGCUGCUGGUGCCAAACUGUAUCAGUCUCUGCCGUUCCUUUGGCUUCACCAGAUGCGUGGAGAGGGGGAGCUGCUCGCUCUCCAUAUCGUACUGCCCAUCUAUAACAACCCCGAGGAGGUGGCCUAACCUAAGUUUUAGGAGACCACCAAACAAAACGCGUCAAGCUACGAGAGGAGGUUUGGGGAGGUUUGUUAAGGGAAAGGAGGGAACUAAAGGAUUAGUAGUUUGAGGAAGGAAUGCCAGGAGGAAAAGCUUCGACAGCCAAAGAACCUGUUGAUGGCACAAAUGUAUACAGAUCUCUGGACUGCAUGGAAGUACUGGCAACUAAGUACAAGGAAAAGUGUAAAGUAGAAUCAAGUACAGAGUCUGAAUCAGAUACUUGCACUGCCGAGUGUUUGGAUCCAUAUGAUGGAGAUUUGGAGAGCACUUCAAGUGAACCGGAUAGUGAUAGACGAUUUAUGCAAGAUGUCUGUUCUGAAAAGACAAGCUAUCUAUCUCGUACCAUUGUAACAGUAAAACCAUACAAACAAUCCUUGCUGACAACUUUUCUGCCUGCACACAGUUAUACCGAGUUAAAUUCCAUCCAGAUGGAAACUGUGACCACCAAUGGUGUGGUUCCACAAUCUUCCAGGGAAUCGGAAUUGCUUUCUAACAGAGUACAUGAACUGGCACUUGCAAUCAACAGUUCUGUGGCAGAUCCUGGACAGCAGCAGUUUGGAUCCUUGGAGUUGGAUGUACUGACUGAAUCGUCUACUUUCAACACGAAUGGUGAAAGAGAUCACGAACUUCUGAAUGUAUUUGUUGUUCAAGACCCUGGGAAACAUGACUUCAGGCACCAAAAUGUUCACUUGUGCUCAGGACAACUUUUAAAUGCUGCCCAGGAAAGCUUUCUUGAGAAAAGGGUAUCAUCAAAACGAAAGUUUGGAAGCCACUUAAUUGAAGCAAGCAAUGACCGAAUAAUUAAAAAGAAAAGUUGUAUGAUAAGAACAGAGGUAAGCAAUUUUGUGGUGAAGUAGACUGUUCAGAAAUGCUUCCACUGUAAUGUUAUUUGAACUGGUAUAAACUGGAUUUAAAAUGUUACAUACUCAAGAUGUUGCUGGCCUGUGCAAUCCUUUUCCAUUGCAAACAUCCAAUUUUGGCUUGAAUAGAACCAAUAGAUUCUGAAUAAGACAACAAUCAUUCUGUCACAAUAGUAGUGUCUGUGCAUAAUUGAAUAAUCUUGUUUAGUGAAGUAAGUUGUUUUUUUCCUCUUGAUGUUUGUUUGCCAGGAUAAAGUUCUGCAGGUGAGAAAAACUUUGUACUCUCUCCCCAUUUGCCAAUUUUGUGAAUGCAAGUGAUUUGUGGAA